Halichondria panicea is the source of this 372-nucleotide messenger RNA. RefSeq lists its product as uncharacterized. The coding region runs from base 1 to 372 and encodes 123 amino acids. The transcript has 2 exons. The record is from RefSeq and is a predicted model, not a curated record. NCBI's taxonomy places the organism in Eukaryota, Metazoa, Porifera, Demospongiae, Suberitida, Halichondriidae.
AUGUCUAGCUAUGGUUACACCAACCAGGGUCUCUGUGAAUCUGAGAAGCCUACCUCAAGAGUGCUUCGUCCCCCCGGUGGUGGUGGUUCCCUCAACAUAUUUGGAGGGGGAGGUGACCCAUCUCCUGCCAAAAGCAAGCCUCAACCAGUGAAACAGACCCCACCUCCCCCCGUGGCAAAGCAACCAGUAAAACAGACUCCACCUCUGCCUGUGAAACAAACCCCACCUCCUCCUGUGGCCAAACAGCCAGUGUCUACCAUCAUCAACCCCAGUCCGUCAUCAGCAGCUACAGAGCGGACUACACCAGCGAAACGCACCUCAACCAAGGUGCAUGCUCCUCCUGGUGGCAAGUCGAGCUUCUCUUUCUAUUGA